UUUAUAGCAGAAAAACACAUAAAUACACAUCCACACAUUCAUACCCACACCACAAGACACAAGAUGUGCUUUUAUUUUGAAAGAGGAACACUCACGCCGGAAGUGUUUACGUCCUAUUAGCAGCAGCAGCGAGCGUGAAGCGGCGAACUUAAAAGCUAUUUCUGGCUUCAUGUCUUGUCACAACCACAAAGAAACUACACCGACCGUUCGCUGGAUAAAGCACAUAACGUAAAAAAAAAGCACCUUUUAUCUGCUUCAUGGACUUGUGUGGCCUUUGUUUCUCUCCGCUAACUCCGCUGGCUUGACAUGGCUGCUAACCCUCCAGGACCAGGCUUUCAGAACAAGACGCGGGUGGCCAUCCUGGCGGAGCUGGACAAAGAGAAGAGGCGGCUGAUGCAGAGCCCCGGAGCUAACAUCCCUCUGUCGUCCAGACCCAGCCUGAAGGAGGUGAGAGACAGCGCGGAGCAGCAGCACAUCGCCGCCCAGCAGAAGGCCGCCCUGCAGCACGCUCACGUCCACUCGUCCGGCUUCUUCAUCACUCAGGACUCCUCGUUUGGGAACCUCAUCCUGCCGGUGCUCCCCCGGCUGGAGCCUGACCUUUGACUCUCUAAAACCUGUAAACAAACAAUGCCCCGACCCCGGGUGGACAAUGACAACAGUCUAAUCGUGAUUUAGGCUUUAAAAAAAAAGGCUUCACUGACUGAAUAAAACAUGGAUUUGAACCCAAUCAGUGUUGCUCCAUUAUCAGGGAUGUCCCCAGAAUGAACAGUGCUGUCAGUGCUGUAAUUACACACUCAUU
Molecule: messenger RNA, 799 nt
Organism: Larimichthys crocea (large yellow croaker)
Lineage: Eukaryota; Metazoa; Chordata; Actinopteri; Sciaenidae
Product: SOSS complex subunit C
Exons: 1
Coding region: 307-603 (98 amino acids)
Biological process (GO): DNA repair
Cellular component (GO): SOSS complex; nucleoplasm; nucleus
Source: RefSeq, a predicted model, not a curated record